Molecule: messenger RNA, 607 nt
Organism: Ruditapes philippinarum (Manila clam)
Lineage: Eukaryota; Metazoa; Mollusca; Bivalvia; Venerida; Veneridae
Product: agrin-like
Exons: 4
Coding region: 78-542 (154 amino acids)
Molecular function (GO): protein binding
Source: RefSeq, a predicted model, not a curated record
AUCUUUAAGACUUAUGGGAUGAGAUCUCUAUAAAGAUAACGAGUUCAACACAUUUGAACAACAGUUCAACAAAUUAAAUGAAGUACGGAAAGAGGACGAUGUUUGUUUUACUAGCUGCGAUUUUGUGUUGUUUUAACGGAGUUGUGAACGGCGACAUUUACUACUCAUGUUCCUACAUCAACACUCCCAGUGUGGACUGUAGUCGAUUUUCUGAUGAUUUAACCUGUGCAACCAACCUUGUCACAUACAAAAACAAAUGCGAAUUCAGUAAAGCCCAUUGUCGUGACAGCACAAUUGAUAUAAAGCACUACGGAAAUUGCACAAGUGCUGAUGGCACAACACCUGCACCCAUAAAUGGAGCAGGGUCUGACCACGUUCUCGACUUCUUUUGUACACAUCUAAGUCACACUAACUGUCCGGUCGGAGGGACUAAAAUCUGUGCUUCGGACGGGCGAAUCUAUGACAACGCGUGUGAAUACGAGAAAGCCAUGUGUACACAUAGAAAUAUCAUGAUCGUAGACUGUCAUCUUAAAAGGCACUAAACAAUUCUGGUGCUGGAAUAAAAUUUGAUGUAACAUUAUCAUGUAAUAAAAUGUGUUGAUGGAAA